Molecule: messenger RNA, 1815 nt
Organism: Populus nigra (black poplar)
Lineage: Eukaryota; Viridiplantae; Streptophyta; Magnoliopsida; Malpighiales; Salicaceae
Product: shikimate O-hydroxycinnamoyltransferase-like
Exons: 2
Coding region: 181-1506 (441 amino acids)
Molecular function (GO): acyltransferase activity, transferring groups other than amino-acyl groups
Source: RefSeq, a predicted model, not a curated record
CAAAAUGAAUAAUGGCAUCGUGAAUAUUUGGCCUGUACAUCACAGCUAGUGCCACUUUUAGCCAGAACAUCAUCGCUAGUGCCUGUGUCCUCAUCUCUCUCUCUCUCUCUCUCUCUCUCAACUUGAAUACCGAGCCAUCUCUCUCUCUCUCUCUCAACUUGAAUACCGAGCCAAAGUUACAUGAUGCAGAUUACCAUAAAGGAAUCAUCCAUGGUGCUGCCGAACCAGGAAACACCAAACCACCGGCUAGAGGUCACUAACCUAGACCUGUUUCAUGCAAAAUAUCAUGUCCCUUUGCUGUAUCUUUACAAGCCAAAUGGAUCUUCCAAUUUCUUUGAAGUUAAAGUGCUCAAGGAGGCACUGAGCAAAGUUCUUGUGUCAUUUUAUCCUGUAGCUGGGAGAUUGGCAAGGGAUGCGAAUGGUAGAAUUGAGAUAAAUUGUAAUGGAGAAGGGGUUUUAUUCAUUGAGGCUGAAACAGAUUCUGCUAUGGGAGACUUUGUUGAUUUCAAGCCCAGCGACGAACUUCGACAGCUUAUUCCUACCAUUGACUACAGUGACAUCUCUUCUUACCCGCUCCUUGUUUUACAGGUAACCAGAUUCACAUGCGGUGGGGUGUGCCUUGGAGUUGGAUGGCAGCAUACUCUGGCAGACGGGACCGAAUGUCUUCAUUUCAUCAACACAUGGUCUGAUAUAGCCCGAGGCCUCUCUGUUAAAACCCCACCAUUCAUCGAUCGAACCAUUCUUCGUGGCAGAGUCCCACCCAACCCUACCUUCCAUCACGUCGAAUAUGAUCCAUUCCCUACCAUCAACACCCCUUUCCCAAACCCCAUUCCCGAGUCAGGUUCUAAAGACAUUUCUGUAGCCAACCUUAAGAUCCCAAGUGAUUUACUUAAGACUUUGAAAGCUAUGGCGAAGAAUGAUAUUGCAAGCAAGACCGAGUACAGCACUUACGUGAUCCUUACCGCACAUAUAUGGCGUUGUGCAUGCAAAGCGCGAGGCUUGUCUAAUGAUCAAGCAACCAAGAUAAACAUAUCCACCGAUGGCAGGAAUAGAUUUCGUCCUCCAAUUCCACCUGGCUAUUUUGGAAAUGUAAUCUUCCAAGCUACACCCAUUGCUCUCUCUGGUGACCUCUCAUCGGAGCCAUUGGCUCACACAGCGGAGAGAAUUCACAAAGCAAUAAAACGAAUGGAUGACGAGUAUUUGAGAUCAGCUGUUGACUACUUGGAAAAAGUUGAUGACUUGACUACUGUCAUGAGAAGCUCCGAAACUUAUAGGAGCCCAAACCUCAACAUUGUUAGUUGGGUGCGUUUGCCCUUUUACGACGCUGAUUUUGGAUGGGGCAAGCCAGUGAAUAUGCGCCCUGCGUUUGCGUUUGAAGGAAAAGGAUACAUUCUACCAAGCCCAAAAAAUGAUGGAACCUUGUCAUUGACCAUAUGCUUGGAGACGGAUAACUUGCAAUCCUUCCAAAAGUUAUUUUAUGAGUACCACAAACGGAGCUGCAUGUAAUGUUCGUGAGCAAGUUCAUGUAGCUUGGCAAGCAUGAAACGAUAUUCACGUCAAGCAGAUCAAACUUCUCUUGUAUUAUUCAAUUGGUUGAUGGUUCAAGACUCAAGAACUUUCAUGAAUUGUUUUCUUAUUGGGAGGCUAUGCCCCAUCAGGGGAACUUUUGCUGUACUAAUAAAUUCAUAAAUUCUCAAGUUCCAAGCUCAGCUUUUCUAAAUUUGUAUCAAUACCAAUAAAAUUGGUGGUGGUGGUGGUGGUGUAUUGAGGAGGGUGUUAUUAUAAGUUAUGGAAUGAUAGUAUCAUUCUCCAUUA